UGAAUAAGACAGGUUAUAUUCAUGUGGUUCCAGCCGAAGGUUUGCAUCGAUAAAACACGAAAUCAAAUACAUGAUAGAAAAGUGUGACAAGUCGACGAUAAUAGUUUGAAGUACAAAGGCCACUGGUGGAAGCCAUGCGUCAUCGCAAAUCAGUGAACCUCAACGAGCCAAAUAAUAGCAACGACAACAGCAAAGAACAAUGUUGCAAAUGUGCAGGGACUGUUGAACGGUUUUUAGAAAUUAUCUUCGGUAGCCUGGGAUCGACUAUUGCCAAGUAUCCAUUCGUUACCAUAGCGAUCAGCACUAUUAUUGCAGGAUCAUUAGCCGCUGGUCUCAUCUUAGUGAAGACAGAAAAUCGAGUUGAAAAACUUUACCUUCCUACUAAAAGUACUAGCUUGAAAGAUCUUGUAAAUGCAAGAAAGGUUUUUCCUCUGAUAGACGCAAAAAACGAGGAAUUUGUUGUUGUUCCUAAGACUGGAAAAGAUGUGCUGUCAAAACAGUGCUUCGUGGAGAUUCUUCAGCUMCAUKAAACCAUUAUUUCAAUAAAAAACUUUGACAAAUUCUGCAUCAAYUUGUCCAACAAGUGUGUGUUUACAAACCCACUGGAAUUGUUUAAUUUUGAUGAAAACAAACUAAACAACAUAUCGCAGCACAUUACAAAACUGUACAAGUCACAGGAUUUCCUCAUGAGAAAUGGRAGAACACUGAACGUGAAUUUUGAUCAUAUAUUUGGUAACCCUGUAUGGAUUAAGCAAGAUCUUGAGAGUGCAUCCGCUGUCCAGAUUACGUAUCAAAUGUCAGAUAGUGAAGAAGACCUUAAAGCUAUCUUAGAACUCGAGGAGACUAUGGUCGCUAAUGUGUUUAACAUAAAGUCGAGAUUUUCUUGUGCUGAAGUGUACGUUAAUGCAGGAAGAAGCAUUGGAGAUGCAAUCGAUGAGAGCAGUGGGUCAGACAUCCUUUUUAUGGCCAUGACAUUCUUGAUUAUGACAACGUUUGCAUGCUUCUCUUUAUUUAAGUUCAAGAACCCUUUGACAGGUCAUGUUUGCUUGGCUAUUGCUGGGAUCAUCGCAGUUGUUCUUGGAAUUCUUGCAGGAUUUGGUUUGUCAAUGCUUAUAGGUAUACCGUUCAUUAGUAUAACUGGUAUCCUUCCGUUUCUCAUCCUUGCUAUUGGUAUUGAUGAUAUUUUUAUGGUAAUCUACGAAUUGGAUCGUAUAGACAUCAGUGAACAUAAUGUUUUGGACACCGUCAAGCAUAUCAUGGCGCACACUGGAACAUCUAUUACCAUGACAACCUUUACCGACAUUGUUGUUUUUUCUGUCAGUACAACAACCAUAUUUCCCGGCAUACGCUACUUUUGUACCUACGCUGCAUUUUCCAUUGCUUGCUCGUAUUUAAUGGUUAUUACUUUCUUUGUGGCAUUUCUGUCGUUUGAUGUCAGGCGGAUGAAAGCAGGUCGGCGAGAUAUUUGCCCUACGUGCACAGUCCCGAAGGAAGAACAGGGGGAYCAAAGCUGGAACACGCCAACGCGGCCGUUAUCAAGUAUGAUAAUGAAUGCCUGGGGACGAGUGUUAAUGCACACUGCUACACGGGUCAUUGUUGUGGMUGUAUCUUUGGCUCUUUUGGGAGGAAGUAUCUUUUAUGCCUUUAAGGUCUCCAAGGAAUUUGAUCGUCGGCAGUUGGCUAAAGAAGAUAGCUACUACACGGAAUUUCUGAAGGCUCAGAGACAGUAUUACCCGAGCACACUCCAGGUCAACAUUAUCGUUGAUUCGCCUGACAUAAAAUAUGAAACCAGUGAGGUACAGCAAGCGAUCCUAAAACUAUCUACAAUAGCGAUAGAGAACAGUUACAACAAGAAUUUUACAAUUUCUUGGAUGCAGCAGUUGAAAGCAUUUGCAAAGAAAGCAAAUCUUAGCAUUAUUGGCUCAAGCUUUAUGCCUUCGUUAAAGAUUUUUCUCAGUGUUCCAGAGUAUGCUUACUUCAGACAAGACGUUAUCUUGUCCAAGGAUAAUUCUAGCGUCCUUGCAUCUCGCAUUCAAUGCUUUAGGGAGUCGACAAUUCUUGCAGUAGAACGAAAGGACGCCAUGUUGUCACUAAGAAGCGACCUGGAAACCAAGUCCGACAUUCCUGCUUACCCAAUCACCAAGGACUACAUCUUUGUUGAACAACAUGCAUAUACAACGAAAGAAACAACGGUCAAAAUAGCAAUGGAAGGCGGAGUGGUAUUUGGAAUGCUGCUUCCCUUUCUCCUCAGUCUAACRGGAACUUUUAUAGUAAUUUUUGGUUUUGGAGCUCUAUUGUUUGAGUUGUUUGCCUGGAUGUACUUUUGGAAUGUAUCUCUUAAUAUGAUUACGAUGAUACAGAUUGUCAUGGCCAUUGGUUUCUCAGUGGAUUACAGUGCACAUGUUGCGCAUGCGUAUCUCAUGUCUACCAAGGAAAAGCCCGAGGAUCGCGCUAUUCACGCCCUAACCACUGUAGGGUCGAGUGUUGUCAUGGGAGGUACAAGUACAUUUCUAGGAAUGGUCGUCACUGCCUUCGCGUCAUCAGAAUACUUUAGGAUUUUCUUCAAGAUGUUUUUUGGAAUCGUUGUCCUUGGCUUAAUUCACGGUCUGUGYUUUUURCCUGUUUACCUKUCUCUAYUCUAUCGAUGGACACCAAUCUCAUCACAUUCAACAGAGCAUCAACCGACAGCUGCACCUGACCAUMMUGUAGGAAUUUCAAACGAAGCAGUGGACAGUARUUUCCAGCUUGCAAUUGUCGAAAAUGGAGAAUCCGUCAACCACCCAGAGGAGGCCGCAAAAGUYUAA
Exaiptasia diaphana is the source of this 2804-nucleotide messenger RNA. Its product is annotated as patched domain-containing protein 3. The record is from RefSeq and is a predicted model, not a curated record. The coding region runs from base 135 to 2804 and encodes 889 amino acids. NCBI's taxonomy places the organism in Eukaryota, Metazoa, Cnidaria, Anthozoa, Actiniaria, Aiptasiidae. Gene Ontology annotation, cellular component: membrane. The transcript has 9 exons.